This is a messenger RNA of Lucilia sericata (common green bottle fly), 1637 nucleotides long. Its product is annotated as lysosomal acid phosphatase. Gene Ontology annotation, biological process: dephosphorylation. Gene Ontology annotation, molecular function: phosphatase activity. The record is from RefSeq and is a predicted model, not a curated record. Lineage: Eukaryota; Metazoa; Arthropoda; Insecta; Diptera; Calliphoridae. Bases 296 to 1492 code for a protein of 398 amino acids. The transcript is spliced from 5 exons.
GCAUUUAAAUAAAAAAUCAGUUGAACAUACUUUUCGGUACGAAGAGGUUGAAAAACUUUUAAAAUAAAACAAAAAUUUUCUUUUAACAUUUUAACCACAAUAAUUUAGAAUUAAAAAAGUAGAAAAAAACCUCGUACAACUAUUUUUAGAAAUGUAUUAAACAAAAGUGUAAUAAAUUUAAAAUCAAACAAAUGCAAAUUAAUUAAAGAAAUAUAUAAAACAUAAUUGUUUUCAAAAUUAAAUGAAAAACAGCAUAUUAAUAUAAAAAAAUCCAUCCAUAUAAUAAAUAAUAAAAAUGGCUAAGAUCGAUUGUAAGUCCAGGCGUGGCACCAAAAUCUCGGUAAUGAUCUUGGGUGGUGCCCUCUGCACUGUAAUGAUGGCCUAUUUUGUAUUUGGUGAUACAAAUGAUGAACGUGGCUUACGAAAUUUACGUAUGAUAUCAAUUCUUUUUAGACAUGGUGAAAAGAAUCCAAGUGAACUAUAUCCUAAUGAUUCACAUGCUACGCAUGAAUGGCCUGGUGGUUUAGGAGCACUGACUCAGAAAGGUAGUCUUCAAUCUUAUAAUUUGGGCAAAAACUUGAGAAUGCGAUAUUAUCGACUGCUGCCGCCGAAUGGUCUUUAUACGCAGCAACAAAUUAGGGUCUUAAGUUCAGCAGCUGAGAGGUGUAUUAUGAGUGCUAAUAGUCUAUUGGCAGGUUUUAUGCCUCCAUUGGAACAUAGUAAUCCUUUGCCAAUACAAUGGCAACCGGUGCCAGUUAAUUCUAUACCCAGAAAAGAAGAUACGCUAUUGGCCCAAAAGAAACCCUGUGCCAAAUAUGAUACAAUUUUAGAUAAAUUAUACAAAAAUCCACCACCCGAUUUGAAAAAGCUAAACGAAGAAAAUGCUGAACUGUAUAAACUUUUAACACGACAUACGGGCAAGAAUAUAAGCAAUGUAUUGGAUGUUGAAUACUUAUAUAAUACUUUGAAAAUUGAGAGUGAAGCUGGUUUAGAUUUACCCGAUUGGGCUGAAAACAUCUAUCCCGACCGUUUGGAACCUUUGGCCGAAAGAAGUUAUGUACUCUUUACGGAAACAAAUCUUAUGAAAAAAGUUAAGGGUGGUGCAUUUCUAAAUGAAAUUCACUCAAAAAUGAUUGAUAAAAGAAAGCGCAAUUUGAAUCCAGAUCGUAAAAUAUUUUUAUAUUCUGGCCAUGAUGUAACGCUAGUAAAUGUUAUGAAUUCUUUAAAUAUUUUGGAUCAAACGGCGAAAUUACCGGAAUAUGCUUCAGCAUUAGCUUUCGAAUUGCAUCAUAGUUCCCUGUUUAAAGAUGAUUUUGAGGUUAAGAUUGUUUAUUAUUACAAUAGUGAUGAUAAAUUCCCCAAAGAGUUGGCCAUACCCAAUUGUGAUGCUCCCUGUUCGCUAACGAAAUUUUCGGCAUCUAUUAAACAUUUACUUCUGUCGGAUUACGAUGAAACAUGUGAAAAUACCAAACCAGAUUGUACGAGCAAAUGACUUAAAAACUAUUGUAUUUAUGAUUUCAAAGUGAGAUUUUUAAAUACAGUUUCCCCCUUAUGUACUUGUAUUGUUGUAAUGUGAUAGUUAAAGAAAAAUAUUUUAAAUAAAUGUUGUUGAAUUUGUUGUUAAAUUUAUAUAGAAA